AUGUGGCAAAGACUACACUGCUUCUUGGAUGGCCGAACUCCUCUGCAUUACUGUGCUGCAAGUAAAUUCCCGGAUGACAUGUACAAUAUCCUGUGCGAGUCCGUGGCCGACACACAGGUGGAAGACAGCAAGGGCAGGACCGCGGCCGACUACAUGUCCAACCCGUCAUCCAUCAGCGUCGUCAACCGCCUCGCAACCAAGAAGGGGAGCGGGGGUUCGAAGGGCAAAAGGCGCACCCCCCCGAAGAGGAAUUCCCCGGGGGGCAAGAGCAGGACGCCGCCGAAGAGAGACGGAAUGAUGAACAUCACCGGCGCCAACAUCCGCAUCUGGAUCCACGACCAAGACCUGCCGAAGUUGGAGAAGAUUGUGUGGGAGGGCCAGGGCGAAAGGCUACUGAAGGAGACCAGCAACCACGCUAAAGUUAGGCAGUUCCUCAACCUCGUGCCUAGGAUGAUGACGAAGAUCAAGGAGAUCCACAACGCGGCCAUCGUCGCAGACCUGGACACCUUAGACGCCAAGUCCGACCCGCCGGAUAUCCUGACGGCGAAGGACCACAACGGACUCAACCCGCUGCAUAAGGCAGCAGCCCUCGGCCACAAGGAUGUCGUGGAGUUCAUUGUGCAAAAGAACCAAAGCACAGUUUUCGGCCAGGAUAACAAAGGACGCACUCCCCUUUACUACGCUGCUGUAGCCAAGGAUGGAGGGGAAGUCUACGAGUACCUGCUCAACAACGGGUCAGAUCCUGUGCAUAAUGACCAGAUGAGUAACGUACUGCACAGCGUGAAAGGCCUGGGUUUCGUGUCUUUAAUGCUUGAUGUUGAUAUUGAUAAUGUUCAUGAUUAUGCUGAAUAUUAG
Molecule: messenger RNA, 855 nt
Organism: Penaeus monodon (black tiger shrimp)
Lineage: Eukaryota; Metazoa; Arthropoda; Malacostraca; Decapoda; Penaeidae
Product: inversin-like
Exons: 8
Coding region: 1-855 (284 amino acids)
Molecular function (GO): protein binding
Source: RefSeq, a predicted model, not a curated record